Molecule: messenger RNA, 1062 nt
Organism: Anopheles nili
Lineage: Eukaryota; Metazoa; Arthropoda; Insecta; Diptera; Culicidae
Gene: Zfrp8
Product: programmed cell death protein 2
Exons: 5
Coding region: 1-1053 (350 amino acids)
Cellular component (GO): nucleus; cytoplasm
Source: RefSeq, a predicted model, not a curated record
AUGGAAACCACUUCGGUCGAUUUAGGAUUCCUAGAAACGUGCGAAUCGUGGAAAUUAACGAAUAAGUUCUUUUGCAGCAAAGUUGGUGGAAAACCGGCUUGGUUGGAGCUGAAAAACCUUCCUAAACCAGAAGAACUGUUAUGCGAACAGUGCAAGGAACCGCUUGGGUUUCUUUGUCAGAUAUACGCUCCUGCAGAAGAAAAUGAAAAUGGAUUCCACCGAACCUUGUAUGUUUUUGUUUGUCUUGCUGCGGCUUGUAAUCAAUCGCCCGAACCAACUUCGCGAACGAUGAAAGUAUUAAGAAGUCAGCUACCACGAAGGAAUGAAUUCUACGAGUAUGAUCCACCAGAUGAUUCAAUCGAAUCGCCCGCCGUAAAGUCACCAGUUCCAUUAUGUGUCGUUUGCGGUUGCCGUGGACCUAAACUAUGCUCCCGUUGUAAAGCAGCAAACUACUGCGGCGUAUCGCACCAACGGUUCGAUUGGAAAGCUAAUCAUAAAAUCGCGUGCGUAGAAGGGGAGCUCGUGGAAGCUUCCUGCAGCAAAAACGCCUUGCUUCUCCCACAAUUCGAUAUCAUUACUGAAGCAGAAGAAUAUGAAGCAAAAGAAAAACUCUCAGAAGAAGAAAACGCAAAGCGACAAAUGGAGGAGUUGGAACGCCUGAAACAGGAUGGUAAAGCUGGAACACUGGACGAUUUACCCGAGGCAGAACUAGACAAAUAUUCUGCUGACCAGGUGGAGGAUAAAACAUUCGACAAAUUCAAAGCGCGCAUUGCCGUUGAUCCAGAACAAGUAUUGCGAUACGAGCGUGGUGGCAAGCCGCUCUGGCUAUCACCCGUUUUCCCGAAAGACAUCCCGGGUUGCAGUCGUUGUGGCAGUGCCAGAAAGUUUGAAUUUCAAAUCAUGCCCCAGCUCCUGAACCAUUUGGGCAACGAUCAGCUGGACUGGGGCACUCUUGUGUGUUACACAUGCGAAGCUAGCUGCAACAUUGAAGAAUACGCGGAGGAGUUUAUUUUCAGACAAGAUGUGCUAAAUAUUGACACCGUCAAAAAAUAAACCAAAGGG